UUUUUUUUUUUUUUUUUUGGCUGCGUUGGGUCUUCGUUGCUGCGCACGGGCUUUCUCUAGUUGUGGCGAGCGGGGGCUACCCUUCGUUGUGGUGUGCGGGCUUCUCACCGCGGUGGCUUCUCUUGUUGCGGAGCACGGGCUCUAGGCACGUGGGCUUCAAUAGCUGUAGCUCACGGGCUCUAGAGCACAGGCUCAGUAAUUGUGGCACACGGGCUUAGUUGCUCCAUGGCAUGUGGGAUCUCCCCGGACCAGGGCUUGAACCUGUGUCCCCUGCAUUGGCAGGCGGAUUCUUAACCACUGUGCCACCAGGGAAGUGCCCCCUUUGCUUUUCUGAGCCCCAGUUCUUCAUCUGCAGAAUGUGCCCACACUACCUCCUGCGUGGAACUGUUGAGGACUUAGUGAGAAGAUUCGCCCAAGAGCACAAAGUGUGUGGGCUGGGAUGGUGAGGUACGCUGUCCCUCCUUCAACAUGCUAGGGCCCCGCUGCUCUGUACCUUUAGCCCAGCCCCCCUCCACAAUUCAGAGCUGCCCUGGCCACCCAUGAAACACUCCUGUAUUGGCUGGAAACAGCCUGUGCUCGAGAAUCUUGUUCUCUAAGUCCUCGUGAUUCUAGAAUCCUACGGCUAUUCCAGACUGUGCGCUCCAGAACCGGAGGGGUUGGCUGCUCGUCCUGGGCAGUCCGCUUGCUCAAGCUGCACGAUCUGCCUUGAGUCCGUGCUGCCGCCAGGAUGCGGUGGCGGGACCGCGUGGCCGUGCUCUUCUUCCCACAAGGCAUGAUUCUCACCAUGGCUGCUCUGAUGCUCUUCUUCAUCCACCUGACUAUCUUCGCGAGCGACGUGCACAGCUUCUGCGUCACCCACCGCUAUGACCGCAUGAGCUUCCGCUACACUGUUAUCCUGAUGUUCUCCCAGGUGAUCGGCAUCUGCUGGGCCGCCAUGGGGUCACUCUACGCUGAGAUGACACAUGACAAGUUUCGUCGAUGCUUUUCACUGACCAUCCUGAUGCUCAACGGAGCCAUGUUCUUCAAACGUCUGUCCCUGGAGUUUCUGGCCAUCCAGUACCGGGAAGAGAACCACUGAGGCCUGGGGCCCAGGCUGAGAAGGGGGAAGGAAAAGGCUGCUUCGGGUGUUUUAAUAAAGUCUGUCAUUUAUUUCCA
Kogia breviceps (pygmy sperm whale) is the source of this 1155-nucleotide messenger RNA. NCBI's taxonomy places the organism in Eukaryota, Metazoa, Chordata, Mammalia, Artiodactyla, Physeteridae. The record is from RefSeq and is a predicted model, not a curated record.